GAGAAGGAGAAGAGAACGAAGGAGAGAUAAGAGAACGAAGGAAAGAGAGAAAAGGAAGAAAGGAAGGAAGAAAUGGCCUAUCAGUUGUUGGACGACCCUUACCAGGCUGCCGUGGAGUGGAGAGGCUUUGCAGGGGACGAUGCCGAAAUCCGGCUCAUCCUGGUCGGAAAGUCUGGUGGUGGGAAGAGCGCCACGGGCAACACCAUACUUGGAGGGAAGGUGUUUAAGUCCAUCUUGUCAGCAAAAAUCACCACCCUGAGGUGCCAAAGGGGACAGGGAAGCUGGCAGGGCAAGACGAUCUACGUGGUCGACACGCCAGCCAUGUUCGAUUCCGACGAUUACAGUGAGGGUGUGCGACGGGAGGUCAUGUCUUGCAUUGACUUCUCCCGGCCUGGCCCCCACGCCUUGAUCUUGGUGACCCAGGUGGGACGCUUCACCGCCGAAGACGUGGCUGCCGCAAAGUGCGUCUGGGAUAUCUUUGGGGCAGAAUCCACCAGGUGCACAAUCGUCCUCUUCACUUGCGUGGAGGAUUUGGGUGGGGACCCCCUGCAUGAGUACGUCCGAAACUCCGACAACAAAAAUCUACGGGAUGUGAUCCAGCAAUGCCGGAACCGCUUCUACGGGUUCAACAACAAGGCCACGGGAGCCGAGCGGGAUAAUCAGGUCUCGGAGCUGAUGGACAUUGUGCAGAGAACCGUUUCAGAGAACGGGGGUGGGUACUACACCAACCAGCUGUAUUUGGAGCCCAACCUGACAGAUGGCAUUGUCAAAGCUGUCCUGGCGAAGAACAAAAAAGCCCGAAAAAUGGCAGAGAAUGCUUUGAAGUGGAAAGAAAAAAUUUUAAUGGCUGCAAUAAUCACUAUCUGCUUCGUAAUCUUCCUAUAUAUUGUAGCUGAACUAUCUUAAGUCUUCUUUCGUUCGACAUCUUUGGGACAGAUCUUCUGAUCUGAAUGUGGGAAGGGGGCUGGUCUAAGUUCAUGUAGAUCAGGGGACCCCAACCAUUUGGGCCCCGGGGAAUGCUUCCAUUGAGAGAGGUUUUUCCGCAGACCGAAGGAGCCGUGUUUUCACCUGCCAUCUGCAUCCUGCGGAUGCGGCUUUACUUCUUUCUGAGAACCGGUUUCUGGCAUGCUGUUCCACGACCCCCGGGACCCCUGAUGUAAAUGGCCAGAUUGAGCCUGAGGAAGAGGUCGAGGCUGUCAUGAGUCUUGAGUCCCAUCCUGCCGACAAGAGAUCUGUCCAUCUGAUUUUGAAUUCUGCUGACUUUUCUCUCCCGCUAAUUUAGUGCUGACUGUUAGUUGACCAGAUUCUUGUGUGUUCACCCGAAUAAUAAAUCAAACAUGCUGUAACUUCC
Messenger RNA from Thamnophis elegans (Western terrestrial garter snake), 1351 nucleotides. RefSeq names its product GTPase IMAP family member 2-like. The transcript is spliced from 3 exons. Bases 73 to 906 code for a protein of 277 amino acids. Gene Ontology annotation, molecular function: GTP binding. Lineage: Eukaryota; Metazoa; Chordata; Lepidosauria; Squamata; Natricidae. The record is from RefSeq and is a predicted model, not a curated record.